AUGGAUCCUGUUUUAACAGCUGGAUACGUGCUAGGUUUAUGCUCUUUGUCGUCAUGCUUCAGAUCCAUUGUUGCACUUCCAGAAAUAGAGUGCAACUUAAGAGGUUUGAUGGCUGGCGGCACAGAUGUUGCGACUACAACUACUCUGUCGUGUGCUCAAUGCGGCAAGCCUGCACAGCUGCAGUGCCCUAAGUGUGUGGAAUUAAAGCUUCCUCGCGAAGCUGCUUCAUUCUGCACACAGGAUUGUUUUAAGGCUUCAUGGAGCACUCAUAAAUCUGUUCAUCUGAAAGCGAAGCUGUCCUCCAUCGGGACAGGAACAGACGACGUGAAGUCAAAUUUGCCUGAGGGUUGGCUAUAUUGCUUGAGGAAAGGGCAGGGUCGAACUUCCAAACUUCCUCAGUUUGAUUGGACAGGGGCGCUAAGGCCAUAUCCCAUUUCUCCUAAGCGUGCUAUACCUGCUCAUGUUGAACAACCAGAUUGGGCAUUAGAUGGCACCCCAAAAAUUGAACCCAACAGUGAUCUUCAACAUGUCGUUGAGAUAAAAAAUCCAGAUCAAAUUCAGAGAAUGCGAGAAACUUGCCGAAUUGGAAGGGAGGUUUUGGAUGCAGCUGCAAGGAUAAUAGCUCCUGGUGUUACAACCGAUGAAAUUGAUCGAGUGGUCCAUGAGGCAACUAUUGCAGCUGGUGGAUACCCAUCUCCUCUGAACUAUCACUUCUUCCCGAAAUCAUGCUGCACGUCAGUUAAUGAGGUCAUCUGCCAUGGAAUUCCUGACGCUAGGAGGUUAGAGGAUGGUGAUAUCGUGAACAUUGAUGUAACUGUGUACUACAAAGGUGUUCAUGGUGAUCUUAAUGAAACGUACUUUGUUGGAAAUGUUGAUGAAGAAUCUCGAAAGCUGGUCCAAUGCACUUAUGAAUGCUUGGAAAAAGCAAUCCAAAUUGUGAAACCUGGUGUGCGAUUUCGUGAAGUUGGAGAAGUUAUUAAUCGACAUGCGACAAUGUCGGGUUUGUCUGUGGUGAAGUCAUAUUGUGGUCACGGUAUUGGGGAGCUUUUCCACUGUGCUCCAAACAUUCCUCACUAUGCAAGAAAUAAAGCAGUUGGUGUGAUGAAGGCUGGACAGACCUUCACCAUUGAACCGAUGAUUAAUGCAGGUGCUUGGCGAGAUCGGAUGUGGCCUGAUGGAUGGACUGCUGUGACUGCAGAUGGCAAACGCAGUGCUCAGUUUGAGCACACUCUGUUGGUGACAGAGACGGGAGUUGAAGUGCUCACUGCACGGCUUCCGACAUCACCAAAAAUGUUCCCAUGGUUAAAUGAAUAA
Molecule: messenger RNA, 1314 nt
Organism: Linum trigynum
Lineage: Eukaryota; Viridiplantae; Streptophyta; Magnoliopsida; Malpighiales; Linaceae
Source: the annotation of a GenBank genome assembly